AUGUCCAUGCGAAUCACCAACACCCGACUUCUCCUGGCCUCAGUGUUGCUCUUGCUCUUCUUCUACUCUCCUUGGAAAAGACUGGAAACCCACAAAGAAGAACAAAAAACUUCAGCUCCCCGCAAAAUCCAUGUGCUGAUCCUCUCCAGUUGGCGUUCAGGGUCCACCUUUGCAGGGCAACUCUUCAACCAGAACCCAAAUGUCUUCUAUCUGAUGGAACCAGCCAAACACUUGUGGAACAGCAUGCGCUGGGGGAGCCCCAAGCUCAUUCAGGGGGCCAUGCGGGACUUGCUACGCUCUGUCUUCCUAUGUGACAUGGAGGCCUUCCGCUUCUACAUCCCAAACGUUAGUAAGGUCUCUCAUCUUUUCAUGUGGCCCAUGAGCAAGGGACUGUGCUCUCCACCAGCCUGUGAAGCCUUCAGCCGCUUUGACAUUGUGGACAAAAUGGAGUGCACUGCUCAAUGUGGCCAUGCCCCCUUUGACAAGAUUUCUGAAGCCUGUGGUACCUACAGCCAUGUGGUAGUGAAGGUAGUUCGCCUCUUCCAACUGGAAGUUCUGUAUCAACUCAUGAGAGACCCCUCCCUCCACCUUUACAUUAUUCAUCUUGUCAGAGAUCCUCGGGCAAUCUUUGCCUCGCGCCGCUCUAUCUCUCUUCUUGAUGAUAAUCAGUUCAUCACAAAGACCACCAACAGCAAUCCUGACAUCCGGAGGGUCAUGUACAAGGUCUGCCACAGCCAAGUUGAGAUGUACUUCACAGCUUUGUACCAUAUGCCCUCAGCUUGGAGGGGACGCUAUCUCCUAACACGUUAUGAAGACCUGGUGGGAGACCCCUUGGGGCACCUAGCCAAGUGGUACAAUUUCACAGGCCUAACUUCUACCCCCAAACUUCAGAAAUGGGUCUACAACAUAACUCACUGGCCCACCAGCAGUGAGCGUAAGGACCCUCUGAGUAUACAGAAAAAUGCCAAAUUCGUUUCCCAGGCAUGGAGGCAGCAACUCAGCUUCCAGAAGGUCCGAGAUGUUCAAGCCAUCUGCAAAGAAGCCAUGGAAGUCUUUGGUUAUAAACUAAUGACAUCUGAGGAGGAACAGAGGGAUCUGACUUUGGACUCUUUCCUUCCUGUAAGUGAAAUGAAAUCUUCUGCAAAACAGCCACAUGUAUAA
Anolis sagrei ordinatus is the source of this 1161-nucleotide messenger RNA. Its product is annotated as carbohydrate sulfotransferase 6-like. The record is from RefSeq and is a predicted model, not a curated record. Gene Ontology annotation, molecular function: N-acetylglucosamine 6-O-sulfotransferase activity. NCBI's taxonomy places the organism in Eukaryota, Metazoa, Chordata, Lepidosauria, Squamata, Anolidae. Gene Ontology annotation, biological process: N-acetylglucosamine metabolic process; keratan sulfate proteoglycan biosynthetic process. Gene Ontology annotation, cellular component: trans-Golgi network.